Molecule: messenger RNA, 1645 nt
Organism: Limulus polyphemus (Atlantic horseshoe crab)
Lineage: Eukaryota; Metazoa; Arthropoda; Merostomata; Xiphosura; Limulidae
Product: SPARC-related modular calcium-binding protein 2-like
Exons: 8
Biological process (GO): extracellular matrix organization
Cellular component (GO): basement membrane
Molecular function (GO): extracellular matrix binding; heparin binding; calcium ion binding
Source: RefSeq, a predicted model, not a curated record
UCGUCCAGUCUGAUAGUGAGGAGAAACAAGCGAUUUUCUGGAAGUUCGGACAACUGGACAACAACAGAGAUGGUAUUCUAAGACGAAAAGAAGUGCGUGACCUCCAGAGAAUGGCCAAAAAAAUAGUGGAACCGCGACUGUGCGCUAAAACUUUCAGGAGACAUUGUGAUUUUGACCAUGAUAAGAAGAUCUCCUUGAGCGAAUGGACGUCUUGUCUUUUAAUGGACAUCAAUCAUGAGCAGGUUGAAGCUGAAACUGGAGUGAAAGAUCUGUCUGUUAAAGAAAGCAGCCACGAGAUUAGGCCUUGGAAAGAUCCACAUCAUCCUGUAGAACAACCCGAAACAAAAACUUCGUAUCCAAGUCCUAAGGAAGAAGAACUUCAAGAUUGUCGAAGCGCCCGGAAGAGGGCGCAGGAAAACCUUGAUAAUACCUACAUUCCUAGAUGCAAGAAACGAAAUGGCCUGUACAAAGACAUCCAGUGUUUCAAUCCAAAAAACAAGCCGGUAACAUGUUGGUGUGUUAGCCCUAAAAAUGGAAAACCAGUCCCCAGGACAACAACUCACGGUGGUCGGCCACCCUGUAAGAAGAUGAAAAAAAUGGCUAAAAUAUUUAAAGGGUGUCAAAUUAGAAAGAAGCAAAUAUUUUUGACACAGUUUAUUGAAUUUAUUACUGACGAAAUGUUGGAUUCUACAAAAAACGUGUCACUGAGCACGACAGGUAGACCAACCAGACUGCAAGCAGCAAGGUGGAAGUUCAACCAGUUGGAUCUAAGUAACAAUCAGAUGAUAGACAGGAAAGAAAAGGAAGAAAGGGGAUUUAAAAGUCAAUGGAAAUUUUUCCGGAAGUCUCGUGCAGCUCAUAAGGGACUGAAGAAAUGCUGGCGUAAUUUCUUGAGAUUUUGUGACAAAUUUGGAAACAACGACAGAAAAAUUUCAAUGUCAGAAUGGUUGGAUUGUACAGAAACAAAAAAAGCGAACAUCUCUACACGGACGAAACCUAAUCGACAUAGGCCUCACCCAUUUAUAGAUUUAUUGAAAGAUUAGCAUGAGAUUUCCAAAGUUCGAUUCCAAAAGUUAAGAAAAUCUGUAGGAAGAAAGUUUGUGUACGAUUAAGUUAUGCACUUUAGUGAAGCCUAUUUGUGUCCAAAUGGUACGGCCAAAACAGAAGAGUACAGAAGUAAACAUUUCAUAUCCAAUAGAAAAUUACAGAAAGUGUACUAGCUGUAAAACUAUCAGCAUCGCUACCAGAUUCGAUUGUACUGAGUGCUUUAACCCUAAUCAAGCCUAAAACUAUCAGCAUCGCUACCAGAUUCGAUUGUAUUGAGUGCUUUAACCCUAAUCAAGCCUAAAACUAUCAGCAUCGCUACCAGAUUCGAUUGUAUUGAGUGCUUUAACCCUAACCAAGCCUAAAACUAUCAGCAUCGCCACCAGAUUCGAUUGUAUUGAGUGCUUUAACCCUAACCAGGCCUAAAACUAUCAGCAUCGCUAGUAAAGAUUCGACUGUAUUGAAUACCCUAACCCUAAUCAAGGCCACAAAUGUCAUUUACGCUUUCUGUUUUACAGUGGGAAGAUAUUUUUAUAACUGAAAGAAUUGUUUCAGUUUUACCUACAAGUGCCUAAUUCAUUUUAAGUGCCAUAUUUGAUAA